Molecule: messenger RNA, 1891 nt
Organism: Exserohilum turcica Et28A
Lineage: Eukaryota; Fungi; Ascomycota; Dothideomycetes; Pleosporales; Pleosporaceae
Exons: 4
Coding region: 230-1810 (526 amino acids)
Biological process (GO): protein import into peroxisome membrane
Cellular component (GO): peroxisomal membrane
Molecular function (GO): protein-macromolecule adaptor activity
Source: RefSeq, a predicted model, not a curated record
CGCACUGCACCCUCGGGACCCGCCGUUGCACUGGCGAACUCUUUCUGAUUGCAUUUCUUGUAGAGCAAGGGAAAUCGCGCUGCGACUACUCGGCGGCCUACGUGGGACGCGCUAGAGAGCUGCCGCCGUACUUGGCCUAUUCAACAUCGCCCCCCAGGUCUCUCCCGGCCGUGGCCACGCCUGCUCCACGCCGACACACACGGGCGGCGUCGCCCUCCGCACCUUCAGCAUGAUACAAGCCACGCGCCGCUGGCUCAGGCGCAACCGCACAAACUUUGCCAUUGGCGCCGGCGUGCUCGGGGCGGGCUAUCUGGCGGGGCAGUAUCUCGUGGGCAAGCUCACCGAGGCCAGACAGCGCAUGAGCGAGGACCGCAUCGCCAGGGAGAAUCUGCGCCGCCGCUUCGAGCAGAACCAGGAGGACUGCACCUUCACCGUCCUCGCCAUCCUCCCGACCGCCACCGAGAACAUCCUCGAGGCCAUCCCCGUCGAGCAGGUCCUCGAAGAGCUGCAGAAGCAAAAGGCAGAGCGCCUGGCCAGGAGCGUCGGCCCCAGCGAGCUCGCCAGCACCGCGCCCCCAAGCGUUGCCGACACCACCGAGGAGGAUGCAAAGAGCUCCAGUUUCCAGACGGACAGCUUCAUCCAUGCCAGUCAGAUCGCCACCCAUGGCGAUGCCAGCGCCGCCCAGCCCGAGCCCAGCCCAGAGGCCCCGGCCGUCGAGAAGCAGCCCAAGAAGAGCAAGGCACAGUUGUGGAGUGAGAUGAAGAUUAGCUCAAUCACCCGAGCCUUUACCCUGCUCUACACGCUCUGCCUCCUCACUCUCCUCACGCGCAUCCAGCUGAAUCUGUUGGGCCGCCGCAACUACCUCGCCUCGGUCGUGUCUCUCGCGGCGCCCCAACCCGCCGCCGAGGGGUUGCGCAUCAACAUGGAAAACCACGACGACGACAACUUUGACCACGCCUACGGCAACGACUUUGAGACGAACCGGCGGUACCUGAGCCUGAGCUGGUGGCUGCUGCACAAGGGCUGCUUGGACCUGAUUGAGAAAGUGCAGGCGGCAGUCAAGGAGGUCUUUGGUCUCCUGAACCCAAGAGAAGAGAUCACUCUCGAGAGGCUGUCUGAACUCACCCUCGAGGUGCGCAAAAGGGUCGAAGGCGCUACGGAAGAAGAGCGGAGAACAUGCAAAUGGCUCUCUUUUCUCCUCCCACCUCAAGACCAGGAGGACUAUGUCCUGCGCGAAUCGGGCAUGACUUCAUCCUCCGAGUCGACAUCACCCACUACGACUACGUCUCUUCGCCGCCUCAUUGACGAGACUUCGGAUCUGAUUGACUCGCCGGCCUUCACCCACGUCCUCACUCAACUUCUCGAUGCUGCCUUUUCCCAUCUCGUCGACGACAAGAUUUCUCAGCUCUCAUACAAGAUCCCGCCCGUUUCCGAAAGCAAUGCUCGCAUACAAGAAAUUGUAGGCAGCGAUGUCAAGGCCAAGGUUGCGAACAGUCUGGCCGUCUUCUGCCGACAGGCACACAGCAUCGGCAGCGGAGCAAACAACGACUACCUCGCCGCCAUCGAGGCCGUCGGCGGGCUCGAGGCAUUUGCAGCCGUGGUAUACUCGAGCAACUUUGAAUACGAGAGUCCGGAGGUGGCGGCUUUGACUCAGCCUGCUGCAGAGACGCAUCCACCGGAGACGAAGCUAGCCAAAGAUGGGGCUGCCCUGAAUGACACGGCUAAUGCCAGUAAUGAGAAGGGAGACGAUCCGUUUGAAAGUGCCUGGGGCAAGGCGCUCGCCAAAGAGGACGACGGGCUGAACUAUUAAUGGGCAUGUGUACGAUAUAGGAAAUGGUGCUCGCCAAAUAUUGGAUUCUUGAGAUACCCGUAAUAUGAAUCUGUAACCAAC